GCAUCGGCAAGCUCCGGAUGUCUCAGCCGCAGCGCUGCUAGAGAGUGUAGACCGGCAGGCCUACGUGCUGUCACGAGGUACUUUCAUGGCCGGCCGGCGUGGCUCAGAGGUACUGGUGGAACUGAAGCGCUCCACGAAUCAGCUGUAUGGCGACGUGGCAAAGGUGAAGUUGCGCUUACCCGAAAGCGCCCACCGUGCUUGUGAUGUCUUGCAGUCCGAGCUGCAG
Molecule: messenger RNA, 226 nt
Organism: Symbiodinium sp. CCMP2456
Lineage: Eukaryota; Dinophyceae; Suessiales; Symbiodiniaceae
Source: the annotation of a GenBank genome assembly